This is a messenger RNA of Pelobates fuscus (common spadefoot toad), 2422 nucleotides long. RefSeq lists its product as uncharacterized. The transcript has 10 exons. Gene Ontology annotation, cellular component: ciliary basal body; centriolar satellite. Lineage: Eukaryota; Metazoa; Chordata; Amphibia; Anura; Pelobatidae. The record is from RefSeq and is a predicted model, not a curated record. Gene Ontology annotation, biological process: intraciliary transport involved in cilium assembly. The coding region runs from base 158 to 2146 and encodes 662 amino acids.
AGCUGUGCUGUGAAACUUUACUGUGUCUCUCUCACACACACGAGUUUGCCACAUUCUUGGUGGUAGUGUUAUUCAGAGCCUCCAUAGUGAUACGAAGAGUGCACAAUCGAACAUUUGUGAAAAAUUGUGAUAUCUGGUUGCAGGGGUGUCUGUGGAUAUGCACCGAUCAGGGAGUGUGGACAAGCAGUUGCGCGAUCUCAUAGCUGAGAAUGGAGAGCUGAAGAAAUUCCAUGAACAGAUGAGGAGGGAGUUGCGGAGCAUUCUAUGCAGGCAUGAUCUUGCAAAUAGCCGUGUCUCUGUGGAGGACUCUGUCGUGGUUGGUAAGCGGGCUGGGGCCGGGCGUGCAAGGUCAUCCCGUAUGGUCGAUCAAGGUUUCCCUGGAAGCCUUAAGAAGCAGUGGACCAGCUUGAAGCAGCUGUUUGAAUCUCUGGAAGUUCAAGCGUCACAGGCGAAUGUGAACCAUGUGAUUAGUGUGACGGAUCAUGAGAAGGAACUGACCAGCAUGAGGAAGGAAAUGGAGGAACUUCGGGAAGAAUUGGAGAAGAGCAGAGAACUGAUCAGUCAACAGCAGGAACUAUUGCAGGAGCAGAUGUUGCCCAAGCCUGGCGAGGGUCAGGUCUCCCCUUUGUGGGAUGCUUAUUUCCUGGAGGAGCAGCUAAGGCUACAGCAGGACAGAGCGAUCUUUGAGGAUCAGAAACGGGCCUUUCAGGAUGAGCGAGAGAAGUUCACAGAGGCUGCAAUUCGCCUGGGACGAGAGCGUCUCCAGUUUAAGGCCGACCAGGCACUCUUUGUGAAGCAGCAAUUCCUGACUAUGACACCAGGGCUGGAAACUCCAUCAUGGAAAAAGACCCCACCCUGGUCUUCAGCAGCUCCUGGUACACCCAGGGCAACUUCUCAGAUCUUUAAGAACUUCACCCCCAACUGGUCCCGUGUCAGCAACUCCCGGCGCAAAAGGGGUGACCCUGUCACACCCUCCACUGCAGAGCUCUACAGAGUACUGAGACUGGCUCCUCCCAGCAGGUCUGUAUUGAUGUCCCAAAGACGCGAACGAAGAUAUCGGAAGAGUGAUUCUGAUGCAGAUGAGUCCAGGAGUGACAGCUUGUCCUCAAUGAGUGAAUCACCAGGGCCACGCAUCCGACCCCCAUCAGCAAAGCCGGUCAAAUUCAGCAUGACUCCCUACCUUUGCCCUAGACCAACCCCUUUGUCUGUGCCACGUCAUCAUGUGGACCCAGACACGCCCGGCUCCGAGGAUCUUUACCGGGUUUUGGGCAUAGCCUCUACUGGCAGGGCAUCAUCCAAACACAGAAGGCGUGAGAUGAAGAACUCUCUGCGAGAGCAACUCUACGAGGGAACACCAUCUGUAUUUUGCCAAGAGAAUUCCAAGACCGUUAUGAUGGCAUGUGAGAGAACCAGAACUAGUUGUGAGACAGAUUCUCUGUAUUCGGAGGAUUCACCUCAAUUUGAAAGGGUAUCCUCCCCCAGGGAUGACUACAAAGCAGUACCAACACAUGCUCAGUGUAAAGCAUCACAAGUUCGAACCCCAAAGUAUUCUGAAGAACAUCACCAAUGUGAUGAAGAUACCACACAUUACAGUGGUAUCCCACAGUUGUACAUGACUGAUCACCGAGACGGUGUCCAUUUUUGGCUGGGUAACGAGAAUUCACAUGGAGCAAUUGAAAUCUGUAGAAAUCAUUCCAGAGAUACUUUUCAUCCAGGAGAGGGCUACAUGGAAGGUCUUCAUCUGCAACAUAGAGAGGAGUUAAAGGAGAACAUUCCUCCAGAAAUUGACUUCACUGCCCAGGAAAACGAGCUGCAUUACCAUAAACAUGGCGAUAGAAGCAGCUCAAGGAAGAAUCGCCAGCCUAGAUCUAGCCGCACAAGUCGGUCACGAGAAACUCUGAAUCAAGAACACAUUUCUAGGAGCAGGUCAAGGGACACCCAACCUUGUAGAGAUUGUCGCUCUGAGUACAGACGUCUAUCUUGUCAUGACAAAAACUCCUUGUCCUUCUCGAGCCAUAAACGGGCUGCCCAACACUUAAGACGCUCGUGUCCUUCCAAUCGUGACCGUGGAUGUUGUUCUAAAACUUUUACUACACCCCACCUGCGUGGAGACCUGCUGGACCAGUUUGUGGACUGCUCUAUGUAACCAUUGGUUAAUCUUGUGAAAGAUGUACUAUAUUUAAAGCAUACAGACCACAUGUUAACACACACAAUUUAUUCAUUAAUUUUUAAUCCUAGCCCUCCAAUAGCUGGGUUCUGGUCUAUAUAAGUAUUGUCCACUGAAUUAGAUCACUUUAGCGCUUUCCUUUACAUGCACAUUGCUGUGUUUUUCUUUUUCCCCUGAGGAUAUUAAUGUUUUGUAAUGAAUACAUAUUGCACCAUAUUUAUUUCUGCACUUGCAUCCUGUAGUAUCACAUGACUA